Molecule: messenger RNA, 1245 nt
Organism: Leptosomus discolor (cuckoo roller)
Lineage: Eukaryota; Metazoa; Chordata; Aves; Leptosomiformes; Leptosomidae
Source: RefSeq, a predicted model, not a curated record
AUGCUUCAAACCAUCGCGAGGCAUGGGUGGAGGUCACUUUCUAGUAAACCUGCUCAAAACUUACAUGUAGGCAAACAUGGAGCUGGCUUUAGCUUUGAACUUACUGAUGAACAGAAAGAGUUUCAAGCUACUGCUCGUAAAUUUGCCGUGGAGGAAAUUAUUCCUGUUGCUGCACAAUAUGACAAAACGGGAGAGUAUCCUUUUCCACUUAUAAAACGGGCUUGGGAACUUGGUCUUAUGAAUUCACACAUACCAGAAAGCUGUGGUGGUCUGGGCCUUGGCUCUUUUGAAGCAUGCCUUAUUACGGAAGAGUUAGCUUAUGGAUGUACAGGGGUUCAGACUGCCAUUGAAGCAAAUUCCCUAGGGCAAAUGCCAGUAAUCAUUGCAGGAAAUGAGCAUCAGCAGAAAAAAUACUUAGGAAGAAUGACAGAGGAACCAUUGAUGUGUGCUUACUGUGUAACAGAGCCUGGCGCAGGCUCUGAUGUGGCUGGUAUAAAAACAAAGGCUGAGAAGAAAGGAGAUGAAUAUGUUGUCAAUGGUCAGAAGAUGUGGAUCACAAACGGUGGGAAAGCAAACUGGUACUUUUUGCUAGCUCGUACCGAUCCAGAUCCAAAAGUUCCUGCAAGCAAAGCCUUUACUGGAUUCAUUGUGGAAGCAGAUAGCCCUGGAAUUCAAAUUGGAAGAAAGGAAAUGAAUAUGGGUCAGCGCUGCUCAGAUACAAGAGGUAUUGUCUUUGAAGAUGUGAGAGUCCCAAAAGAAAAUGUAUUAACAGCUGAGGGAGCUGGCUUUAAAAUUGCAAUGGGAGCUUUCGAUAAGACCAGACCACCCGUAGCAGCUGGUGCUGUUGGAUUAGCAAAAAGAGCACUUGAUGAAGCUACUAGAUAUGCUUUGGAGAGAAAAACCUUUGGGAAAGCAAUUGUUGAACACCAAGCAGUGUCUUUCAUGCUUGCUGAAAUGGCAAUGAAAGUGGAACUGGCCAGGAUGGCUUACCAGAGAGCUGCGUGGGAAGUUGAUGCUGGCCACAGGAAUACCUACUAUGCUUCCAUUGCAAAGGCAUUUGCUGGUGACAUUGCAAACCAAGUAGCUACAGAUGCAGUGCAGAUUUUUGGAGGAAAUGGAUUUAAUACUGAAUAUCCUGUAGAAAAAUUGAUGAGAGAUGCUAAAAUCUACCAGAUUUAUGAGGGAACUGCUCAGAUUCAAAGGCUGAUCAUAGCUCGUGAACAUGUUGGCAAAUUUAAGGCUUAA